This is a messenger RNA of Pararge aegeria (speckled wood butterfly), 2722 nucleotides long. RefSeq names its product histone deacetylase 3 (gene HDAC3). The record is from RefSeq and is a predicted model, not a curated record. NCBI's taxonomy places the organism in Eukaryota, Metazoa, Arthropoda, Insecta, Lepidoptera, Nymphalidae. The transcript is spliced from 7 exons. Bases 263 to 1567 code for a protein of 434 amino acids. Gene Ontology annotation, molecular function: histone deacetylase activity.
UUUUUGUGUUGAAUGCGUUACGCUUCUCAUGAAAAAGUAAUUUCUAUGAUCGAAAAAUAAGUCAGACACUAAAUUUUAUAAUAAUAAACAAGUAACUGCAAAGCUCUUUCGCUUACUAUAAAAAUAAUGUACAUUACAUUAUUUGAACAAUUCAAGGCAUGUUAUUGUUAGGCGACAUACAGUUGACCAAACGUUUAGUAGUGAUAGCAUUAAUUCUUGGCGUUAUAUUGGUUUUAAAAGAAUACGUUUUCGUUUUACCGCAAUGACUCCACACAGGGUUGCAUAUUUUUACAACCCUGACGUGGGAAACUUCCACUAUGGUCCUGGGCACCCGAUGAAACCGCAUAGGCUAUCCGUUACUCAUAGCCUAGUGUUAAACUAUGGUCUUCACAAAAAGAUGCAGAUAUACAGGCCUUAUAGAGCAAGCGCGCAUGAUAUGUGUAGAUUCCACAGUGAAGAUUACAUUGAAUUUCUCCAAAAUGUAACUCCUCAGAAUAUACAAACUUAUUCAAAAGAUUUACUCCACUACAAUGUUGGUGAUGAUUGCCCAGUAUUUGAAGGUCUCUUUGACUUCUGUUCAAUGUAUACAGGAGCAUCUUUAGAAGGUGCUAUGAAGUUGAACAACAAUGCCUGUGACAUUGCUAUCAAUUGGUCCGGAGGGUUGCAUCAUGCUAAAAAGUUUGAACCAUCAGGGUUUUGCUACGUAAAUGAUAUUGUGAUAGCAAUAUUGGAACUAUUGAAAUACCAUCCCAGAGUGUUGUAUAUUGACAUUGAUGUACACCAUGGGGAUGGUGUUCAGGAAGCAUUUUACUUGACAGAUAGAGUAAUGACUGUGAGCUUCCACAAGUAUGGAAACUACUUCUUCCCUGGCACUGGAGAUAUGUACGAGAUUGGUGCUGAAAGUGGAAGGUACUUUUCUGUGAAUGUACCGCUAAAAGAGGGUAUUGAUGAUCAGAGCUAUGUUCAAGUAUUUAAACCAGUGAUAUCAAAUGUAAUGGAGUUCUACAGGCCAACUGCGAUAGUCCUACAGUGUGGUGCUGACUCGUUAGCGGGAGAUCGUCUUGGAUGCUUUUCACUAUCAACUCGCGGCCACGGGGAAUGUGUUAAGUUUGUGAAGAACCUAAAUGUGCCUACAUUAGUUGUUGGAGGAGGAGGGUACACACUGCGUAAUGUCGCCCGAUGCUGGACAUUCGAAACAUCGCUUUUGGUGGAUGAGAACAUUUCAGAUGAGCUUCCUUAUACAGAGUACCUUGAAUUUUUCGCUCCUGACUUUCAGUUGCAUCCUGACAUAAACAGUACAUCGAAUGCUAACAGCAAACAGUAUUUGGAAGCUAUUACAAAACAUGUUUACGACAAUCUAAAGAUGUGCCAACAUUCACCUGCAGUCCAAAUGACACAUAUACCAGGUGACUUCCUACCUGAAGAAUAUAGAAUAAAGGAGGAACCAGAUCCAGACAUCCGUAUAAGUCAAGAAGAGGCAGACAAAAUGGUUGAACCUAAGAAUGAAUUCUUUGAUGAUGAGAAAGAUAAUGACAAGGAAACUGUGCUAGAGACUAAGGAACCAUAGCAUACGGAGGAAGUGGCUGCAAAGACGCCCACUUGACAUGAACUUGCUUUUAAAAAAUAUAAAAAAAAGUUUAUAUUUUGAGCUCGGUAGACAUUUUGUUUUGUGAUAAUGACAGUGAGAAACAGAAGUGUAUAAGUGUUUUUGAGACUAUAGCGCCUACAUCGCAGAAUUGUUUAAGGUCUAUCACAAACCACUGGGUCAUAUCGCGAGUAGUAUUAUAGGAGGACUUUUGCAAUUUAAUGUGUUGCAUAUAUUUCAUUAUGCAUCAGGUGCCUUACAAUUUAAGCAAUAGUAAAAAGUAAUUAGUUAUAAUUAGUACGUAGAAGAAUCUUAAGCUAUGUGCUCUUGUUUUAUUCGAGAAUAUGUAUAUAGCUGCUUGAACUUUAAUAUUAUGUAGGCGCAAUGCUAGCUCUAGUAUAAAUUAUUUAUAGUGGAAGUCAAUAAGAGUACAGUAAUCCAAAAUGGUUGUAUGUUCUGAGCUCUGUCACAGAGUAUACUCACUUUUUCUACUUUCUAAAACAGUGAAAAAAUAAUAUUAAAAAAAAUGUUGAUGAAAAUGAUCGAGACACGUGUCGUGAGAUUUUUUGUUGUAUGUUUGUUUUUUAAUAUUUCUCAGAGUUACUGGGAAAUAGAAGAAAGCCUGGCGAUGAACCACAAUUAAAAAAAUCAUCGUGAAUAAAUUGUUAUUCAAUUUAAUUAUUUUAUGGCGCGCUGGAGAUAUCUUGGGAACUGCUAUUCAGAUCAAUAUAAUAAACAGAUAUACAUUAAACUAAAUUGUUUCCAGUGUUGUUAUAAUAUGCAGAUACCUUCAGAGAAUCAAAUCCGAGUAUUAAGAAUAGUUAGCAAACUACUUGUAAGAUUAUGAUAAAAAAUUUCACUGACUGUAUUUGCCCACUGGCCGCAUAUCUAAUGCUGUAAUAGGUAUGAAACACAUAAAGACAUAAUAUGAAUACACAUUAGAAUAUGUAUAAUUCAAUAAAAUACAAUAUAUUAUAUUUAAGGUUUAAUUACUGUUAUUCCAUGGUAAUGCAGCAUGGAAACAGUGAUAGACAAGUAGGUAGGAGCUCGACUUUACUUUCCAAGGAUUCGAGUUCGAAUCCCAACACGCACCUCUAACUUAAGUGUGUUUUAAGGAUUUAAAAUGAAAGAAAACAU